Messenger RNA from Colletotrichum destructivum, 1161 nucleotides. Its product is annotated as Putative SKP1/BTB/POZ domain superfamily protein. The record is from RefSeq and is a predicted model, not a curated record. NCBI's taxonomy places the organism in Eukaryota, Fungi, Ascomycota, Sordariomycetes, Glomerellales, Glomerellaceae. The transcript is spliced from 2 exons. The coding region runs from base 1 to 1161 and encodes 386 amino acids.
AUGGAGGACCAAGAUGCUGUUAAGGCGACUCAAGAUUCGCCCCCGGCCGACGAGCCGGCCCCGAAGCAAGCGAGGCUUGAGACCCCGGAGCCGAAGCCCACAACAGUCUUGGACGAACAUGGUGACUUGCGUCUUUGGGUCGGUGCCGAUCAUGCCAAAGAUCCCUCGACCUACCUAGUCUGCUCGAGAACCCUCGCCCGUUCAUCCCUGGUGCUGAAGAAGAUGCUCUUUGGCAGCUUCGCCGAGUCUCGACCCCGGGAUGGUGGCCAGGACGAUUGGGUAGUCCAACUCCCGGACGACGAGCCGGCGCCGAUGCAACUCAUGCUCAACAUCUUCCAUGGGCAUUUCGCCAAGGUGCCCGGCACGAUGGAUCUCGACACCCUGCACGCUCUUGUUGUUCUCCUGGACAAGUACGACGCCAUCUCUGUUACUCGCCCGUGGGUUCAGGCUUGGCUGCAAAGCGCCAAAUCGGGCAAGGACAGCAACGCAACGGGCAGAGACAGCAGCAAACUGCUCUCUGUCGCGUGGGCACUGGGCGAUUUGCGGUUGUUCAGCACAAUGCAAUCACGCCUUAUCGAGAUAUGCGACGUCGACGAAGAUGGCCGCCUGAUCGUCGAACUUCUUGUGUCCGAGGUUGGGGAAGACAAGUCUUGCUGGAGCCUGCUUGCAGAAGAAACAGCACCCUUGAUUCCGCCUAAUGUGAUUGAUUAUAUGACGGCGGCGCGGGCGCAAUGGAUAUCUACAAAGCUCCAGCCCUAUCUGACGAUCUACCAAGAGUUGACACAGGGCAAAUGGAAAUGUAAACGCGAACCUGCCCAGUUUGUCACAUCAUCAUCGUCGACUUCCCCCCCUUCCCACUGCAAAGCGAUCGCUCUCGGCUCCCUUGUCCGGGGAUUCCUCAAGAUGGGAAUCAACAUUACAGACCAAGACCCGGCCAGCUCCUACCGAGAAAGCCUUGCAGCUUUGGGAUCACGUGUCGACGCACUUGAGAUCCUCGUCAUGCCAAACGGCGGAAACUACAAUCACAACGAUUGCAGGAAGAUGGAGGCCACACAAGUCAGACAGUGGGCGCGGAUGCUGGUUCCGUUGGAGACCAUCGGGGAUGAUUGCAGAGCUCGCCUCGAAGCCCAAGCCACGAAGACCGGGCUGCCGAGCAAGUGA